Messenger RNA from Sclerotinia sclerotiorum 1980 UF-70, 2610 nucleotides. RefSeq lists its product as hypothetical. Bases 1 to 2610 code for a protein of 869 amino acids. The record is from RefSeq and is a predicted model, not a curated record. Gene Ontology annotation, molecular function: protein binding. Lineage: Eukaryota; Fungi; Ascomycota; Leotiomycetes; Helotiales; Sclerotiniaceae. The transcript has 4 exons.
AUGUCAUAUCACAACAGCGCUUAUGAUGAUUAUUCUCAAGAAAGUCAAGGGGAAUAUCAACCUGCACGAGCAGGCUGGAAACAAACACAAAAUUACCCCAACGGACCACAAGAUUCAUAUCAGCCUCCUCCUCGCGGUGCCAGUUUAAACAAUCCUACAACUCAGAAUUCCAAUAACAACAAUAUGAACGGCUAUGGUGGGGGUUAUCAACAGAACCCCAAUGUCGGGGCGACGUUCUAUCCAGGUGGAGGGGAUGACUUUUAUAUGCCUCCUAAUGUAGUGUCUCCAAUGCCACAAAGAAUCAUGCCAGAAGUUCCAAACAAUAUGCAAGAUAGUCUUGCGAACCUUGAAUUAAAUGAUGGAUAUCGAGUAAGCUCGCAUUCUGCCUUUUCAUCUGUUCAAUCGUAUAAUGACAAUUUACAGCAAGGGACCAGCGAAUCUUCGAGAUCAAGUCAUAGCAAUCGAAACAGCGGACCGGGUUACACAGCAAACUACGAACAUACAAAUGCAGCAAUAUAUCAGAAUUUGAAGGGGCCUUAUGGUGCGCCACGAUCCCAGCCUGACUCCCCUAGGUUUUCGCCAUUUCCAAAACCCCGAAACGCAGGUCAGAAUGUACCUUUGUCAGAUGAGGAUAAAGAAGAAGUCUUAGAGAGAGCGAGACCAAUGGUUUUGAAAUCUACCGAUCCAGAGAUGCAAUUGGCAUGGGCUCAAGAUGCACUGUCUUGGGUGGAAGUAGCCAGCAGUACUUAUGAGCGAAAGGUCGAUGACUCGCGAGCUCCGACACCAAAGGUUGAGCAUCAAUUACGGGUUGAUGCGAUAAGCAUUGUCAACUUCCUCGCAGAACAACAACAUCCCAAGGCAGAAUUUAUGAAGGCGAUGUGGCUAGAGUUUGGUAAAUUUGGGUAUCGAAUGGAUAAAAAGGAAUCGUUCCAAGGUUAUCAGCGAGCUGCACAGAAAGGAUACGCUCGAGCAGAAUACCGAAUAGGAAUGCAAUUCGAAAAUACCAUGAACCCUACGAAAGCCGUCGAACAUUACCAAAGAGGUGUAUACCUGAAGGAUUCUGCGGCCAGCUAUAGGCUUGGAAUGGCUACUUUGCUUGGUCAAUGUGGCAUGCAACAAGAUUAUGCUAGGGGUAUAGAUUUGAUUCAAUUCGCAGCCGACACGGCGGAUGAGAAUGCCCCUCAGGGUGCUUACGUUUACGGAAUGCUGCUAGCCAGAGAGUUACCCAAUAUUACCAUGCCCGAUGAAUACCUACCAUACGAUUUGAACGAAGCCAAGAUGUUUGUUGAAAAAGCUGCUUACCUCGGAUUUGCCAAAGCACAACUCAAGAUGGCUCAAGCCUAUGAACUUUGUCUAUUUGGCUGCGAGUUUGAUCCAGCUCUUUCGUUACAUUACAACGCCCUUGCUGCUAGACAAGGAGAACCCGAAGCCGAUAUGGCUAUCAGCAAAUGGUUUCUUUGUGGAUAUGAAGGUAUUUUCGAAAAGAAUGAGGAGCUCGCCUACACAUAUGCUCAACGUGCCGCUGAGACAGAGAUGGCCACAGCCGAGUUCGCCAUGGGCUACUUCUAUGAAAUUGGAAUGUAUGUCAAAAAGAAUCUUGAGAUAGCUUCACAAUGGUAUGAUAAGGCUGCCAAGCAUGGUAAUCAGGAUGCUUUGGGAAGAAUUGAUAGCAUCAGAGCGAACCAUACUCUUUCCAAGGGCGACCACGGCGCAGCGAUUCAACGUAUCAAGUCAACGCAUGGCUCUCGAAGAGGAGGAAGACCCGAGAGAUUCAAUCAAGCUAAUGCUCCACCAAUGCCAACCAUGACAGAAGAUAUCUCAUCGCCAAUGCCUCCCGCACAUAGUCAGAAACCUAAAGUUAAAAAGGGUGCUCCAGCAGGCAUUCGACCAAUUUCAAUUGCACCAUAUCCAGAGGAUGAUUUUGGUUCUGGUAAUCGCGGUAGUGCUAAAAUUAGUCCUGGUUACCCAAGAUAUCUGCCACAAGAUGGAUUGCGACAAUCAACCUCGAGUUCAACUCCAGUCGCAGAUCGACCAUCUUCUGCUUUUGGUGUUCGCCCUCAGCAGCAGCAACCACCACCACCACAUUUGGGAAUUACCCAUCAAAACACAGAGCCUAUAAGAUCAUCAUCUCCUAUGGGCACAAUGUCUUCACAGGGUCGCAAUCCAUCACCAUCACCUAGUCGCGCUCCAAACAUUCCUCCACUAAGCUUUGAAUCUGGCUACCAAAAUCCACAGCAAAGACCUACAACGUCUAAUUCGAGACCUGGAACCGCACAAUCUGCACAAUCUGUUCAGUCUUUCCAAUCUGCACAAUCCACAUACGGUUCUAGACCAGGUCCGGGUCAAAAUGUUGCACCACCACGAAAUGCUUCCAUGACACCAGUUUCGGCUGCUUCAUCCACGGCAAGUAGAACUCCUAAUAGGCCAAUGGGUAACACGAUGUCCUCACAAGGUGGUGACUCGAGACAAUCAUCAAUUUCAUCAGCUUCUACUCCUGCUCCAGCAGCAGCUCCAGCAAAACCAUCAGCGCCUGCUAAAAAGGGACCUGCAACAUUUGAGGAGAUGGGUAUUCCACAAACCAAGAGUGAAGGAGAUUGUGUCGUUAUGUAA